Cuscuta campestris is the source of this 2109-nucleotide messenger RNA. The record is from the annotation of a GenBank genome assembly. Lineage: Eukaryota; Viridiplantae; Streptophyta; Magnoliopsida; Solanales; Convolvulaceae.
GUUAGUAGGAAUUGUUCCUAGAUGGAUUACAACUUACAAGGAAGAAUUGUUCCAGAGGAAUCUAAACUCUGAACUGACAGAUAAUGGAUCCUCGCGGGACUGUAGUAUUCGCCACCGUAGGCAGACCUCAGUACGGCUUCGAUAUCUUCUCCGUCCAACCCGAUUCCGCUAGGCCCACCGAGCGCCGCCUCACUGACGGUGUCUCCGUUAAUUUCAACGGCCAGUUCCUCGACGAAGGCGAGGCGCUAGUCUUUGUCUCCGAGCGAUCUGGAUCGUCUCAGAUUUACUUGCAGCCAAAUUCCUCCCAUGUCGGGAAGCUCGAGCAGUUGCUAUCUCCCUCCGACAGCCUCUUUCAUGACCGUCCCUUGAUUAAGAACGAUGGACGCCUGCUUUAUAUUUCGGCUCACGAACCACCCGCGGAGCCGUUCAAGAGCUGGUCAGCUCUGUACUCCACCGAUCUUCGCCAGAGGAAAAUCACUCGGUUAACCCCUUACGGCGCCGCCGAUUUCAGCCCUUCUGUUUCUCAGUCCGGCAAAUUCAUAGCCGUAGCCUCUUACGGAUCUCGUCCUUGGGGAGGCGAGUUUCACGAUCUCCAGACAGAUAUUGUCGUUUUCUCCGACUCGGAUCCAGCGGAGCGAAUUAUCCUCUGCCCACACGGUGGUUGGCCUCAGUGGUCCGGUGAUUCCACCGUCUACUUCCACCGCCAAGCCGACGACGGCUGGUGGAGCAUCUUCAAGGUGGAUCUGCCAGAAGGUUUCAAACCUUCUGAUUACUCAAAUCAAAACUCAUAUGCUGCUGCCCCCGUUCGAGUCACUCCUCCAGGCCUCCACUGCUUCACCCCCGCAGCGAUGCACAAUUCAAGUAGAAUCGCCACCGCAACCAGGCGGCGAGGCAGUAAAUACCGGCACAUUGAAAUUUUUGACGUAGAGUCCGGCGAGUUUUAUCCGGUGACGGAAUUGCUGAACCCUAAGUGCAACCACUACAGCCCGUUUCUUUCCCCUGAAUCGACCGUGCUGGGUUACCAUCGAUUCAGGGGCGAAUCUUCGGACAUAAUUCCACAUUUGGAUCCCGUGACAUCGCCCGUCAAAGACCUUCGGUUGCUCAGACUGAACGGAUCAUUCCCUUCCUUUUCUCCGUCGGGGGAUUUUAUCUUGUCCAGCGGCGACUUGGAGCCCGACUCGAGCCUCCUCCCAGCCCUCAGCAUUGCCAGCUCAGACGGCUCUAAACGCUGGACGCUGUUAAAGGACCGUAUGGCAUUCGGCAACUCAUGGAGCCCAACGGAGCCCGGAGUGAUUUUCACGUCCAUAGGGCCUAUAUUCGAGUCCGUCAAAGCUCCCGUACAGAUAGCUCGUGUAACUUUUGAUCCCCAAGAUUUGACCGACGAUUCUCUGGAGAAUAUUAUCCCAACAGACAUCAAAAUUCUGACCAGAGAGUCCUCUGGCAACAACGCAUUUCCGUCGUGCUCGCCGGACGGGAAACUCGUGGUCUUCAGGUCUGGUCAUUCCGGACACAAGAAUCUCUUCGUGAUAGACUCUUCCAAUGGAGAAUUCGAAGGUGGGAUCCGCCAGCUAACGGACGGGCCUUGGAUCGACACCAUGCCUAGCUGGUCACCCGACGGCAGCCUGAUCGCGUUCUCUUCCAACAGACACAAUCCGGGUGACGCCACGCGGUUCAGCAUCUACGUCAUCCGGCCAGACGGCACGGGUCUUUGCAGGAUCCACGUGGCCGGGCCGCCGCCGCCGCCGGAAGGAUCAUCUUCUCCUGAGUACGAGAUGAACGACAGGGAGCGGCUGAACCACGUGUGUUUCAGCUCGGAUGGCGAGUGGCUGCUGUUCACGGCAAACUUGGGUGGGCUGACGGCAGAACCUGUGUCGCUGCCCCACCAGUUUCAGCCGUACGGCGACCUAUACAUGGUGAGGCUAGAUGGGACUGCACUGCAGAGGCUGACGCUAAAUGGAUAUGAGAAUGGCACGCCGGCGUGGCACCCCAAAGUGGCGGAUGACUCGGGACGCAAGAGCGCCGGUCAAAAAUUAAUAGGCCAUUUUGACGAACCUACAUGGAUCACCUUUGACCUCUGAGUGCUUUUUAUUAUGGCUUUAUUGCUACAAC